Molecule: messenger RNA, 5850 nt
Organism: Vicia faba (fava bean)
Lineage: Eukaryota; Viridiplantae; Streptophyta; Magnoliopsida; Fabales; Fabaceae
Source: the annotation of a GenBank genome assembly
AUGUUCCCGUGGAAGAUUGCAAAAUCGGCGGAGGCCAUGUUCUCCCGCUGGGCUCUAAAGAGGGUUUGCAAAUUCUUCCUCAAGAAGAAAUUAGGACAGUUUAUCCUCGGCGAAAUCGACCUUGAUCAGCUCGAUGUUCAACUUUCUCAAGGUACCAUUCAGCUCACCGAUCUCGCUCUCAAUCUCGACUUCAUCAACGCCAAGCUUGGGAAAACAUCUUCUAUAAUGGUAAAAGAAGGGUCAAUUGGAUAUCUUUUGGUUAAAAUGCCUUGGAGUGGUAAAGGUUGCGAGGUUGAAGUGAAUGAGCUUGAACUCGUAGUUUCUCCUUGCACGAAUAAAACCACCACAGCUGAAGAUGAAGCUUGUGGUUCGUCGGAUGUUGAUAAAGAUAAUUGUGAAAUUAAAUAUAGCUUGAGUAAGACCAAUCAUGAAACGGGAGAGGAUGCUAUGAAGUCGAUUUCAAUGGAUGUUCACGAGGGUGUGAAAACUAUUGCAAAUAUGAUAAAGUGGUUGCUUACGAGCUUUCAUGUGAAAAUAACAAAUGUGAUUGUUGCGUUUGAUCCAUUUUUGGAAAAUGAUGAAGGAAGGGAAAUAGAUUGUCAUGGUACUUUAGUUCUUCGGGUUUCUGAAAUACAAUGUGGGACUAGUUUAUCUGAAGAUACUGAGUCUAAUGUUGAUCUCCUUGGAAUAAGCAAGUUAACAAACUUUGUGAAGUUUGAUGGGGCGGUGCUUGAGAUUCUCAAAAUAGAUGAAAAGAAUGAGUUACCGAGUCAGCAUGUGUCAGAAGCAGGACGUGGUGAAGCUGGUUUGGGAGCAACUAGAUCCACGUGUCCGGUCAUGACUGGGAAACAAGGUGGAUUUGGUGGAAAUGUAAAAUUGAGUAUUCCUUGGAAGAAUGGUUCCUUGGACAUUUGCAAGGUGGAUGCAGAUGUUUGUGUUGAUCCCGUAGUGUUAAAAUUUCAGCCUAGCUCAAUUGAGUGGCUAUUGAAGUCAUGGGGAACUCUUAAAAAUUUGAAUAAGGAAGCCAAGUGCAAGAAUCACAACUUAAGAGGACCUUCACAUUUAAAUUCAGCGCUGUUGAAUCCUUCUUCAACUUCAGUUUCUAUUGCCAAUGUCACAGGUGAAAUGAUAACUGGCCAUGGUAGUUUACACGCCAAUUGUGCCUCCUUGCCCCAACCAGAAGAUCCAGAAUCCCCUGAAGCUCUGCUUCCUGCUGCUAAUCUUAUUUCAGACUGGGUGCCAUUUUCUACUCAUAUGAAUCUUAAAGACGGUUUUCAAGAACCUGAUUUUGGGGCGAGUGUGGACCAGUUUUUUGAAUGUUUUGAUGGAAUGAGAAAUUCUCAAUCUGCUUUAGGGAGUAGUGGAAUGUGGAACUGGACAUGUUCGGUUUUCAGUGCUAUUACCGCUGCAUCCAGCCUUGCUUCUGGAUCUUUGCAUAUUCCCUCUGAACAGCAUCACAUGGAAACCAAUCUCAGGGCUACUUUUUCUGGAGUAUCUGUUAUUUUAUCCUUCUGUGAUGAUGAACAGAGCUGUUUUUAUAAACCUAAAAUUGGUAACACAGUUGGAUCACAGAUUGAUUAUCUUGGUGCAGAGUGCAAUGAAAUUGUUGUUAUCUUGAAGGUAUGUCCUCAAAUAAUGAAUUUUGAUGGCACGGUGAAGCGUGUAGAAGUUGCUAAUUUUUUGAACAUUGGAAGUGAUGCUGAAAAUCAGAGUGCUUUGGUUGGACACUUACAAACUAAGGUCCUUGAUGCUCUCCCUUUGUCUACCUCUUACAAUCUAUAUUCAGAUUCAUUAAUUGGGCCGGUUGCAACAGACUUUCCAUUUGGAAAUAAGGAUUUCUUACUGAAAGUUACAUUGUUUAAAACUUCUGGUGUCACCAAUUGCAAAUUUACAGUGCAAUCAAGUUCUUCAGAUGGUUGUGUGACUGGGAUGACAUCAUUUUCACUGAACCUGCCGCCUUUUACUUUCUGGGUAAUAUUUUCUGUGAUAAAUGUGCUCACUAACCUGCUAAAGGAAAUUGGAAAAUCACUUGAAGUGCAUAAUAAAGCAGAAGAGGUUUUUUCUGAAGCCUCAGAUGAAAAGUGUGGAUCAUCUCAAAAUCACGCGAAGCAAAGUUUCAGUCCCUGUGCGACAACCACAACAGAAUGCUUGCAUGGUGAUAUAUCAAUUUCUAGUGCAAGAGUAUUACUGUGUUUUCCUUUUGAUAAGGCUGGAGAUCACGCAGCUUCAUUUUCCUGGGAGAAGUUAAUUGCUCUAGAUUUUAGUUCAUCAUCCCCUUUGAACAAGGGUUGCACUACAGAUGGUAGCCAGACUUCAAGUGCAAGUUCAAAGAAAAGAUUUCCUUCUGUAGCAGCAGCACAAUCUCUUCAGUUGAAUUUUUGUGAUCUAGAUAUAUACUUGAUCUCAUCAACAAGUAACAACAGUGGUCGAAUAACCUCCAAUAAUGUGAAGAAUGAGAAAUUUUAUGGCAGCUGCUUUCUUUCCAUUGCUCGUAGAAGGGGCAGUUUCUCUGUUUUUCAUGUGGUUUGGCAGGAGGGUCAAGUGACUGGUCCUUGGGUUGCUAAGAAAGCUAGAUUAUUUGUUAAUUCAGAGCAAUCAAUGGGAAAAGAUGAUAUUGCCGGAAGAGGGUUUGAAUAUGCGUCUGCUUCAACGGUGAAAGAUUUGGAAGAUUGGAAAUCUCAAACUCAACAAGAGAUGAUUCUAAGCUCGUCAUUUCUCAUGCAUGUCCAUCUAUCUCAAGUUGUGAUUAAUGUGAAUGAUUCUCUAUAUAAAGGCAUAUACGAGCUUUUACUUCAGAUGCUAAAUGCAACGACAUGUGGGACUUCUCAGGAAGCCAAUGUGGAUAAAAAUUAUCUAGUUUCACAAUCAUCGGUAUUUUUAGAAUGUGAUUCUGUAGAAAUUCUUAUUAGUAGGGAUACAUCUGAGAGUAUCGGAAGCUCAAUCAAGAGUGAGCUUCCUGGAGAAUGGCAUCAAUUCAAGCUGAAGGUUCAAAGGUUCGAGUUGCUAUCUGUCACUAAUACAGGUGGUGUUAAGGCUGCGAGUUUCUUCCGACUAACCCAUGGCGAAGGCAAGUUGUAUGGGUACGUUACUGGAGUUCCUGAUCAUGAGUUUCUUCUGAUUACUUGCAACAACUCCUCUGUGAAGCGAGGUAACGGGGGAGGUUCUAAUGCAUUAUCCUCUAGAUGUGCUGGUUCUGAGAUUAUAUAUCUAUCUGACCCAGAGAUUUCUCAUAAAAUUACAUCUAUUGCUGUCAGCUGUUGCACAGUUAUUGCUGUAGGCGGUCGUGUGGAUUGGUUUGUUGUAAUAUCAUCCUUUUUCAGUUUGCCUGCUUCUAAUACUAAAGAUGCAAAUGAUACUAGUAUUUCAAAGAGGGAACAAGAUAUCUCCUACACGACUUGUUUUGUUCUCAGCUUGAUUGACAUUGCUAUGAGUUAUGAGCCCUUUAUGAAAAAUCUUGUUGGUCAGAGUGAGGUCCUUAAUUCCGUGUCUGGCUUUUCUUGCAUCAAAGAAGAUAUGGGGGAACAAUGUGUUUCUUGUCUGUUGGCUGCAUCCAGCUUGACUCUUUCAAGUUCAUCUAUGGCAGAUUCAGUUGAAAGUGUUUUUCAAAUUAGAGUGCAAGACCUUGGGCUUUUGCUUCAUUUAAUUUCAAAGCUUGAUUCUCUCCCUGGCACUUAUAGUGUAGAACAUCUUCAAAAGUCCGGGUAUGUUAAAGUUGCUCAGGAGGCUUUUCUGGAGGCAAUUUUGAAAACCAACUGUGCUAGUGGUCUUCUUUGGGAACUAAAAUUAUCUAAAUCUCACCUUAAUGUGGAAACUUGCUAUGAUACAACUGCUGCUCUAAUUCGUUUGGCUGCUCAACUUCAGCUAUUAUUUGCCCCGGAUGUCGAGGAGUCCAUUGUGCAUUUGCAGAAUAGAUGGGAUAAUGUUCAACAGGCACAGCAGAUCGAUGAAUUUAAUAAUGAAAGCAAGCCUCUCAGACAUAACACGACGGCUUCAACUUCUGAGCAGUCCUCUCCAAAAACAUAUUCAAAGGAUGGAGCUAGUAUAGCUGGCUUGAUGGAUGAAAUAUGUGAAGAUGCAUUUCAAGUAAAUGACAAUAAUGCAUGGCAAUCAUAUUCUUUUGAAUCAGGAUUUUACAUUCCACUUGAUAGAAGCAGCUUAGUUGAGGCUGGUAAGAUGAAUUUGGAUGAACCUGAAGUUCUCUCUCCUGAACUAAAGUUACCUGAGUCAGUGCCUGUAUUAGGACCAGAAGAUAUGCAUUCUAAAGAGCCUUCUAAAAUCAAGCUGAGGAAUGUGUCACAUCGAGAGAUUGAAAGAGGAAGUGGUGGAUGGUAUGAAGGCAACUCUUCAAAAGUAUUAGAAAAUCACAUUUCAGAGGAAAAUGGAAAGACUGGACAGGUGAAGGCCGCACAUCAUGGCCUGCUUUAUUCUAAAGAUUGCCCACCCCUCAGCGAAACUUGUGGACGUGUAAUUUUAAAAAAUCUUGAUAUAAGAUGGAAAAUGUAUGGCGGUUCUGACUUGGUUGAUUCAGAGAAAAAUGGGCAACAUUCUGGGAGGAACACGACUGUUUGCUUGGAACUUGCAUUGUCUGGGAUGAAAUUUCAGUAUGAUACAUUUCCAGUUGGCGGACUACAUAUAUCUAAGAUGUCUCUGUCAGUUCAAGAUUUUUUUCUGUAUGACAGAAGCCAAAAUGCACCUUGGAUACUGGUGUUAGGAUAUUAUUACUCAAAGGGCCAUCCUAGGGAAUCUUAUUCAAAAGCAUUUAAGUUGGACUUGGAGGCAGUUAGACCAGAUCCUCUAACUCCCCUUGAGGAGUACAGGUUAAAUGUUGCUUUUCUACCUAUGCUAUUACAUCUACAUCAAUGCCAGCUCAAUUUUCUUGUUGAUUUCUUUGGGAAGAAAAACCCAUUAAAUGACCAGUUUCCUAAUAAUUGUCAUGAUUCGGAGGGUUCAAAAUCAUUUCCUGAUAAAACUAAAGAUCAUGCAUGCCAUUCAAUCGCGCAAGAGGCAUUGCUUCCUUACUUCCAGAAACUAGAUAUACGGUCUAUUAUUGUUCGGGUGGAUUACAGUCCAAAUCAUGUAGAUCUAGCAGCAUUAAGUUGUGGGAAAUAUGUAGAACUUGUAAAUCUUAUCCCUUGGAAGGGUGUUGAGCUUAACCUGAAACAUGUUCAUGCUUCUGGCAUCUAUGGUUGGAACAGUGUUGGCGAAACAGCUUUAGGGGAGUGGCUGGAAGAUAUAUCUCAGAAUCAGAUUCAUAAAAUACUGCGGGGGCUUCCCACUGUACGAUCAUUAAUUGCAGUUGGGACUGGUGCUGCUAAGCUGAUUUCAUCACCAGUAGAAAACUACAAGAAGGAGCGGAGAGUGAUCAAAGGUUUGCAGAGAGGUACAAUUGCAUUUCUUAGAAGCAUUUCACUUGAAGCUGUAGCACUUGGAGUUCAUCUAGCUGCUGGAGCACACGACUUUCUUGUCCAAGCAGAAUAUAGUCUUUCAAGCAAACCUUCUUCAGUUGCUUUGCCUGUGAAAGAUAAAUCAAAGAUUGGCGUUCGAUCUAAUCAACCUAAGGAUGCCCAACAAGGAAUUCAACAGGCUUGUGAGAGUCUCAGUGAUGGCCUGGGUAAAUCUGCUUCGGUGUUGGUACAAAACCCCUUGAAAAAGUUCCAGCGAGGUUCAGGUGCAGGACCUGCCUUGGCCUCUGCUGUUCGAGCAGUUCCUGCAGCUGCCAUAGCUCCUGCUUCGGCCUGUGCAAGUGCUGUACACUAUGCUCUUCUUGGAUUUAGAAAUAGCCUUGAUCCUGAACGCAAAAAGGAGUCCAUGGAGAAAUAUUGUCCAACACAACCCUGGGAAGAAGACUGA